AUGUACCUAGACUACCGGUUUGGCCCUGGUUACUACGGCCUCCCUAGCGGCGGCAACCCGCAGCGACCCCCCUUUGUGUACAUGGUGCUGUGGGCCUAUGGGGGGGUUUCCGCGUACACCCUGCCUUUCCCCGUCGGUCGUUGGGAGGAGGGGCCCACGGUUCCCGUUCUGGGGGGUGGCCUUUGUUUGGCUGCUGUGCCCCCAGACGAGAGUGCCAAUUCACAUGCUUUGAACCAUCAAAUAAUUCCAGUAUUCAAAUAUAUCAAAAGACCUAUUUAUUCCACUCUCUCCCAAGAUUACUCAUGGCUGAUUGUGACCAUGGCUCUGUUCGGGAAGAUGACGAUCACGGUGGCUUUCCAAAUCGCGAUUCUCUAUUCUUCCGAACUCUUCCCGACGGAGGUGCGGAGUCGAGGCAUCGGGACGUGUUUCAUGCUGUCUCGAAUCGGCUCCAUCUGUUCGCCGUUCAUCACGGAUUUUCUGGGCUCCCUCAUCUCGUGGGCUCCGUCCGUAGUCUUCGGGGCCGCGUCGUUGGUCAUCGGGCUAGCGACAGUGGCACUUCCGGAGACCCUCGGGAUGGCACUGCCUGACACCAUCGCCGACCUCGAGGAAAGAGACAGCGGCGAUUCUAGAAGAAGUUUUCUUCCAUCGUUCCUCAAGAAAUCAAAGACCGGAACGCAAUUAGCUGCAGACAGACGGGGGCCAAAUCAUGCAUGCAACACGAUAUCCUCACCUGAUAUCCAUACGUGCCAGAGUUGA
Molecule: messenger RNA, 756 nt
Organism: Penaeus monodon (black tiger shrimp)
Lineage: Eukaryota; Metazoa; Arthropoda; Malacostraca; Decapoda; Penaeidae
Product: solute carrier family 22 member 15-like
Exons: 4
Coding region: 1-756 (251 amino acids)
Source: RefSeq, a predicted model, not a curated record